AUGAGUGAACUACAAAGUAUCGGAUUAGAUCCGAUGACCGAAGAGUUCAAGGUGGAUCUCAAAACAUUGGGUGAGUUAGUCGAUGUCCCAAAGAAUCCAGAACUUUUAAAGGAAUUGGGUGGACCAACUGGGCUUGCCGAAGCCUUGAAAACCUCAAUUAAAAAUGGUUUACCAAACGAACAAAAUUCCACUGAAACACACAGAAUUGAAAAAUAUGGAAAGAAUGUAUUACCACCACCACCACAUCAACCUUUAUACAGUAUUAUUUUAGAUGCACUUUCAGAUCAUAUUUUGAUUUUGUUGAUUGUUGCAGCGGUUGUUUCGAUUGUGUUAGGUGCCAUUCCAUAUACUUCCGACGAUCCCAAGACAGGAUGGAUUGACGGUGUCGCCAUUUUGGUAGCCGUCAUCAUUGUCGUUGCAGUGACAUCGACCAACGACUACAAGAAUCAAGCUCGUUUCCGUGAUCUCAACGAGAAGACUUCCGAUAAGCAGAUCAAGGCAAUUCGUUCUGGCGAGCAGUGUCAGAUCUCCAUUUUCGAUGUGCGUGUCGGUGACAUCAUCCAGUUGGAUACUGGUGACAUUGUAUGUGCCGAUGGUGUCUUUGUUGAGGGACAUUCAAUCAAUUGCGAUGAAUCAUCGAUCACCGGUGAGUCCAAUCCAAUCAAGAAGGGUUUCACAGAGGAUGGUUUGGAUCCAUUCUUCAUCUCUGGUAGUUUGGUACUCGAGGGUUUCGGUAAGAUGUUGGUCACUGCCGUCGGUGUAAACUCAUUCAACGGAAAGACAAUGAUGUCGCUUCGUGUCGAAUCAGAGGAUACUCCACUCCAAGAGAAACUCGGAGUUCUCGCCGGAAACAUUGGUAAAUUCGGUCUGUCAGCAGCGGUUCUCUUGUUGCUCAUCGUCAUUCCAAAGUAUUUCAUCGAGAGAAAGGUUAAUCAUGAAGAUAUUCCAAGUUCAGCUGCUUCCGAUAUCACCAGAAUGGUUAUUGGUGCCAUUACAAUCAUUGUCGUAGCCGUGCCAGAGGGUCUUCCACUCGCUGUAACCAUGGCUCUUGCCUACGGUAUGUUGAAGAUGUACAAAGAGAAUAAUUUGGUGCGUCAUUUGGCCUCGUGUGAGACUAUGGGUAGCGCUACCAACAUCUGUUCCGACAAGACUGGAACUUUGACACAAAACGUUAUGACUGUUGUAACUGGAUACGUUGGUUCACUCUUUGAGGAUUGCGCCGCUUUCGCCUCCGCUGCACCAAAGGAUCUCGCCUCAGUUCUCACCGACGGUAUUGCCAUCAAUUCCAACGCCUACGAAGGUGUUUCCACCAAAGGAAAGGUAGAGUUCAUCGGUUCCAAGACUGAAUGUGCACUUUUGAACUUUGGAAAACUAUUUGGCUCCGACUACCAGGAGGUUCGUCGUCGUUUGGAGAUUCGUGAGCUCUAUCCAUUCUCAUCGGCUCGUAAGCGUAUGGGUGUUUUGGUUCAGAAUGACGCCAAAACUCUUCGUUUCUACCAAAAGGGUGCAUCUGAAAUUGUUUUAGCUCAAUGCGAUAGAUAUAUUGAUCAAGACGGACAGGUUCAGCCAAUCAGCAAUGCCGUCCGUCAAAUGUUCGAAGAGACUAUCAAUAACUUUGCAACCGAUGCACUCAGAACUAUUGGACUUGCUUAUCGCGACUUCCCAGCUGACUCAUCGAUCGACUUUAAGAAAGAAGCACCAGAGACUAACCUUAUCUACAUUGGUAUCGUUGGUAUCAAGGAUCCACUUCGUCCUGAAGUUCCAGACGCCGUCCGUACCUGCCAACGUGCUGGUAUCACCGUGCGUAUGGUCACUGGUGACAAUAUUGUAACUGCCCGUAACAUUGCCAAAAACUGUGGUAUCUUGACUGACGACGGUAUCUGUAUGGAAGGUCCAAAGUUCCGUAAUUUGUCUCGUGACGAAAUGGAUGCUAUUCUUCCACGUCUCCAGGUUCUCGCUCGUUCUUCGCCAACUGACAAACAGCUGUUGGUCGGUCGUCUUAAGGAUUUGGGUGAGGUUGUUGCUGUCACUGGUGACGGAACUAACGACGGUCCAGCUUUGAAGUUGGCCAACGUCGGUUUCUCUAUGGGUAUCGCCGGUACUGAGGUCGCCAUUGCCGCUUCCGAUGUCGUGUUGCUCGAUGACAAUUUCGCUUCGAUUGUUCGUGCUGUAUUGUGGGGUCGUAACAUCUACGAUGCCAUCUGUAAAUUCUUGCAAUUCCAGUUGACUGUCAACGUUGUCGCUGUCACCAUUGCUUUUGUCGGUACCAUCUCUGGUGGUGGACACUCGCCACUCACUGCCGUCCAACUGCUCUGGGUCAAUUUGAUUAUGGACACAUUGGCUGCACUUGCUCUCGCUACCGAACCACCUACUCCCGAUCUUUUGGAUCGUCCACCCAACGGAAAGAACGCUCCACUCAUCACCCGUUACAUGUGGAAGAACAUCAUUGGUCAAUCCGUUCUACAAUUGGUUAUUUUGUUUGUUUUGCUAUACAAGGGACACGACAUCUACUCGAAUUUCGUCGACUACAACAUCACCAAAAACUCUGUACAUCACUACACCAUUCUUUUCAAUACUUUUGUAUUUUUACAGCUUUUCAAUGAGAUCAACAGUCGUCUCCUCUCGGCCAAAGUCAAUCCAUUCAAGGGAAUCUUGAAUAACCCAAUUUUCGUUGUUGUAUUGGCAGCCACUGUUGUCAUUCAAGUGUUGUUUGUCACUUUUGGUAGCACCGCCACCUCAACCGAUCAACUCAAGAUCCAAGAGUGGGCAGCCUGUAUUAUCACAGGUGCCGUCGCUCUUCCAUGGGGUUUGAUGCUCCGUUUGAUCCCAAUCAAAGAAGCACCAGUUUCCAAGGCACUUCCAGAGACCUCUGAAACUAUCUACACUCCACCAGUCGACACCUCAUUGCCAAGCACCAACAACGCCUCCAACGAGACUGCUGCUACCAUCGCUAAAUCACCGGAAACCACCACCAUCUCAUCGAGUGUCGACAACUCCUCGGAAACCACUCAACUGGUCGAGCUCCAAAGCAAACCAGAGGACAACCAAUCAUCGAGCGGUGGUGACCUUCCACUUUCCGUUCCACACCAAGUACCAUCGAACGAUAAUGAACGUCGUAACUCUGUUACCGAACCACCUGUCGAUGUCGGUCGUGGUUGGCAAUUGGUCAGACAAACUCAUCAAAAGAUUCGUGUUGUCAACGCAUUCAAGAACUAUCAGAAAACAAACGAGAACUCUUCAAUUGUAGAUGUUGUACGUCGUCCAACAAGAUCAUCUAUUUAUUUACCAUCAAACCCAUCAUCUCAAUAA
Heterostelium album PN500 is the source of this 3309-nucleotide messenger RNA. RefSeq names its product P-type ATPase (gene patA). The record is from RefSeq and is a predicted model, not a curated record. Gene Ontology annotation, biological process: calcium ion transmembrane transport. The coding region runs from base 1 to 3309 and encodes 1102 amino acids. Lineage: Eukaryota; Evosea; Eumycetozoa; Acytosteliales; Acytosteliaceae. The transcript has 2 exons. Gene Ontology annotation, molecular function: ATP hydrolysis activity; P-type calcium transporter activity; ATP binding. Gene Ontology annotation, cellular component: intracellular membrane-bounded organelle; membrane.